This is a messenger RNA of Daldinia loculata, 1432 nucleotides long. RefSeq lists its product as uncharacterized. The transcript has 3 exons. The coding region runs from base 266 to 1414 and encodes 382 amino acids. The record is from RefSeq and is a predicted model, not a curated record. Lineage: Eukaryota; Fungi; Ascomycota; Sordariomycetes; Xylariales; Hypoxylaceae.
UGUUCGGGUGCAGCACUUAAGAUGACCGCUAGUAAAAUCAGCUUAUGCAGUCAAAAAUGUGCCCUAAAUGGUCUACCUAAAACAUUCAUAAGGAGAUAAUAAACAAUGAACACCAUUGAUAAAGUAGACCUGAAGCGCUUAGGAGACAUGUAGGGGUACGGUGGACAAGCCACGCUGAUGCAAUGAUAAAACAAGAGCUUCCCUCGAACUGUGGAAAGGACUUCAAUGUGGCUUCAACACAUCAUCUGCCUACUCUUUAAUCGAAAUGGCUCCUCUCGCACUACGUCUUCUUUCGCGUAACCCUGAUUUUGAUAUGUCCUACACCUCGGACGCAUUACGCGGGCAAUGGUCCAAACCUAGCGAUGCUUUCAGUGUUCUACUCAUUCUCGGCGGCGACGUGAUUGGUCGAGCACUCGCACAGUUGACCGGGUCGGGGUUCGCACCUGUCACGUUCUCUUUCGGCUGGGUAUCCUACUCAGUCUCGGCGCUUCUCUCCGCCAUGGGCGAGAACAAGCUGAUGCCUCCCAACCCGGAUUGUAAAUGCAAGGUCAUUAACGCAAAGAACGGUUAUAGCAGAGAAAACACCAGUUGGAUUCUAGGCAGGAUCAUUCGGGACUAUGAAUUUUGGAUGCAUCCAAAGAUAGCGGAAAAGACAAACGAGGUACUUGCCAAGAAGAUGGAAGAAGCACGGUUGCCGGCGAAGCCUAGUAUUUCAGGCCUUGUCGUCUCAAUUUACGAGCCUGAUGAGACAAACGAAGCAAAAACGGUUAAGAAUGACAUAGUUUACUGGAGUGGUGUUGGUUCAAUUUUAUUGCAACUCGGCGUCGCAGUCAUACCUCUCGGUUUAUAUGGCGAUUGGGGCGUUCUCGUUAUCACCGCGGCUGGGGUCUGUCUUGCUAUAGCAACUAGCCUGCUCCCGCAAUGGAAAAGGGAGAAAUGGGCAUGUCGUGAAAAGUCCAAGGAUCCCUAUAUCUUGACUCGGGGCAAUGGAACCCAGCACGCUCUUAUUAUCCUUGGGAAUCGACAUGGCCUUAACUUGGAGGACCUUGCUUCCGGGCAAGACAAUGUUACAGCCAACGCCACUCCCUUUACCUGCGUAGCCCUGUCCAUACUCAGUGUGCUCUGGAUCCUACUCCUCAUCACGGCAACAGGACUGACAGAGAAUACGUGGUUCCUCCUUGCUGUCGGUCUUAUAGGCAUUGUUCAAAAUACCUUUGCUGCAAGUGCAGCCCGACGUCCGAGCAACUUUGGGAUUCCUCUUCAAUUUGUGGAAGUAAUUGGCGAGACGAAGGUGAUGGAGACAUUGUACGCUGUUGAAGAGAAGUAUCCUGGAAUUGGUCGAAAUAUGCUGAAUGAGUUCUUCACUGGUGAGCUACGCCCGGAUGAGAAGGAGAAGUGGAGAAUAGGUACUUAACAAGAAACGUGCCUCACG